AUGGCGGGUGUGACGGAUGAUGGGAAACCGAUCUUGUACUACAAUGAGUUCUCAGGACCAUCUCGGAAGGUGCUCAUGGCCUUGUACGAGAAGCGAGUGGACUUCAAGCCGCGCCACGUCCAAAUCUUCGAUGGUGAGCAAUUCAACGAUUGGUUCCUGGCUCUCAAUCCUCGAGGUGAGGUUCCCGUACUUCAAGACGGAGACAAUAUCGUCGUCGAAUCGACCCAAAUCGUUGAUUACAUUGAUUCCAAGUAUGGACACCCAUACCUCCUGAUGCCAAAGGACAAUCCCAAAGUCAAAGAAUACAUAUCCCUAUUCGACGGUAUUCCCCUUUUCGCGAUCACCUAUGGCGUUUUCGCCUUCCAUGCUGAACAGACCACGGAUGUAUUACGCUAUCCCUAUUGUCAGGAGGCCCUACGCAUCAAUUCCAAGCACAUGAUCAUCCAUAAACCGGUGCUAUUGCGAGAAGAGGCUCAAAAACACCGCGGAAAGCCAGCAGAGGCCGCACUCCGUCAAAAGGCCAGGGACCUCGAGUCGAUACGAGAGAUAUUUCUCGAAAACGACAAGAUUCACGGUAUUUUGUAUAACCUGGAGGUUAUUCUGGAUAAGGUGGAAGCCGAGCUGGACUCGGACGACCGACUCGGACCUUGGCUUUGCGGCACGACCUUUUCGGGUGCCGAUGUGACGCUCAUUUCAAUACUCAUGCGGCUCUACCAAUUGGGAUUGGACCAACGCUAUUGGAAAGGGGGCGUCAGACCCCAUUUGGCCGUCUAUCAAGAGCUUGCCUUCCGCAGACCCAGUGUUGUUAAGGCUACCAAGUGGAAAGACUACGAGGGAAAGUUCCUAGUCAUUGCCCGCGACACCAACGGGUCAGCUAAUGGCAACUCAGAAUCAUCGGGCAUGACUCGAAGCGAGAGUGUGGACGCGGCCAAAGUUGGCUUGGGUGCGGUACUAUUACUUGGAGGGAUCUACGCCUGUAAAAAGAUGAUGAAUAAGUAAAUAAACGCCAACACUUCCA
Tigriopus californicus is the source of this 1018-nucleotide messenger RNA. RefSeq names its product ganglioside-induced differentiation-associated protein 1-like. NCBI's taxonomy places the organism in Eukaryota, Metazoa, Arthropoda, Copepoda, Harpacticoida, Harpacticidae. Gene Ontology annotation, biological process: mitochondrial fusion; mitochondrial fission. The transcript has a single exon. Gene Ontology annotation, cellular component: mitochondrial outer membrane. The record is from RefSeq and is a predicted model, not a curated record. The coding region runs from base 1 to 999 and encodes 332 amino acids.